AUGCGACGCCACGUGGUGAACCGCGCCCCACUUUGCCGCCUCCGCCGCCGAAGCCCGCAGGGCCCGCUGGAGGGCCUCCCGGCCCGGAUCGGUGUCGCCGCCCCGCGCGGGACCCCCACGCGCCCCACCGCUGACCGCUCGCGCCUCCACGCCAGCCGCCGCCUCCGCCGUACGCCGCCGCCAGCGCCCGCACGCACCCUGCCGCCGACCGACACCGGCUGCCGCCUCCGCCCGCACCACCGCGCCUCGCCCCGGCUCCGCUCGACGCCGGCGACUCCAGAUCCGGCCUCUGGUGCCCGGAGCGUCAGCUCCUGCAAGCCCCGCAACAGCGUCGCCUCCCUCCGCGACGACAGCCUCGACACCUACUGGCAGUCGGACGGCGCGCAGCCGCACCUGGUCAACAUCCAGUUCCAGAAGAAGGUGCAGCUGCAGCUGGUUGUGCUAUACGUGGAUUUCAAGCUGGACGAGAGCUACACUCCCAGCAAGAUCUCCAUCCGGGCCGGCGACGGCUUCCACAAUCUCAAGGAAAUUAAAAUGGUGGACCUUUUGAAGCCAGUAGGAUGGGUUCAUAUAUCAUUAUCUGGCACUGAUCCCCGAGAAACAUUCAUUCAUACAUUUAUGCUCCAAAUUGCGGUGCUGGCCAAUCACCUGAACCGGAGGGACACCCAUGUCCGGCAGAUCAAGAUAUACGGGCCACGACCGUAAGUUGGAUUUCGUACCUGCAGCCACCCCACCAUCUAUUAGCAUCCCUUA
Molecule: messenger RNA, 753 nt
Organism: Triticum aestivum (bread wheat)
Lineage: Eukaryota; Viridiplantae; Streptophyta; Magnoliopsida; Poales; Poaceae
Product: anaphase-promoting complex subunit 10-like
Exons: 6
Coding region: 1-705 (234 amino acids)
Biological process (GO): anaphase-promoting complex-dependent catabolic process; protein K11-linked ubiquitination
Cellular component (GO): anaphase-promoting complex
Source: RefSeq, a predicted model, not a curated record